GUUGGUGCUGUGUUGGCGCAAUUUGUUCCAAUCAGCUGCCAUUUCACUCCUGUUCCUAGGCAGCACACUUUGUGCUUGUUCCCCUUUCUCCUGUCCUCAUCUCACUCUUGCCACAUCGAGUAAGUCGUCGGCAAUAUGUUGGCCCUGUAUGUCUGGUUGCUUCUCAUGGUUCCUUAUGCAUGGGGGAACACUGAGAAGACAAUUUUCCUCGGCCCGUCGCCAGUACAACUCGACUCAAAGACGUAUCCUCCAUUCGAUCACUUACGACUUGUUUCACUCGGCCCUGAUAAUUUCACUCUCCGUACACAUCUCAAAGCUGAGUUUCCCAGCAAUGGUACGAGAAAGGGCACGCCAUCAUGGUUCAUGCUCCGCAACCUUACUGAGGGUCAACGCUAUGAGGUCCGUGUUUGCUGGGCAGCAACUCAACCAACCGCGUUCAACCUGGAAGCAUAUGAACUCGAAACUGUAAUCAACGUCCCUGAAUUGAUAUCGGAACUUUCUGAAUAUGCAUCCAAGCCGCUGCCUAAUAUAAACAGCCAUGUUUCUAUCUCUUCGCAAAUUCUGGAGCCUGGUGUGGAAGAGUCCGUCCAGCUCCUCAGAAUCAUCACGGCCGCAGAUUUCUAUACUACAAACCAUACAUUAAUGCGAAAUGUUCCUCCCGUCAGCGUAGACAUUAUCCUGGAUCCUUUUAUUUUGAAUAUACUACCCCAGUCGCUGUUAUCCACAGCGAUAUAUACCACAGCAGUAGCUCUCUUCUCCUGGUUUGUGGGGAAAUGGAUAUCAUCAUGCGUUCGCCAGAUAGCAGCGGAACCAACAAAACAGAAGUUUCAAUGAUCUUCUCGAUAUACUUUCUUGCCCCAUAUCAAAAGCUCCAACCUCACAUUCGAUCCCCUCUUUGUCAAGCAUAUCCUGCAGGGGUCGGAAAAUGGAUAUACACGCCACCCUAACACAUAAACCCUCGAAAUCGAAGGAGGUAGGAUUUGACGGCGGGAUAACAGUGCAUGACCAAGAGGGAGUAUUUUCGCAGUUGAUCAUGUUGAAAAUAUCGGCCAACCAAUAGCCGCGUGAGAAGCU
Messenger RNA from Xylaria bambusicola, 1074 nucleotides. RefSeq lists its product as uncharacterized. NCBI's taxonomy places the organism in Eukaryota, Fungi, Ascomycota, Sordariomycetes, Xylariales, Xylariaceae. Gene Ontology annotation, cellular component: mannosyltransferase complex; endoplasmic reticulum membrane. Gene Ontology annotation, molecular function: mannosyltransferase activity. Gene Ontology annotation, biological process: GPI anchor biosynthetic process. The transcript is spliced from 2 exons. Bases 136 to 834 code for a protein of 232 amino acids. The record is from RefSeq and is a predicted model, not a curated record.